AGAGAGAACCGCAGGGGAACUGCGAGCUUUGGGAGCUACAAAGAAGGUCCCGAGCUGUAGGAGAGGGGCGUCAGGAGCAAAGUGGGAAGGGACCAGGCCCCGGGAGGCAACUUUGUGGAGUGUCUUCCAUCUGUAAAAACUGGUUAUGCGGGCACAGCGAACCCACCUCGGGAACCGACGCCGCCUCGCUAGGACGUCUCUCUUACUUGUGUGCUGAGGAGACUCAGAUGUUGGCCUCAGCUCCCAGGCUGAACUCGGCAGACCGGCCCAUGAAAACUUCUGUAUUGACACAAAGGAAAGGAUCCGGCAGAAAGCAACAUCUGUUAUCCUGGGCUUGGCAGCAAGGGAGGGGACAGGUGGUGGAAAUCCUGCAAUCCGAAAAGCAGACUGAAAGGUGACAAGAAGCUGAAGAUGGGCGGCGGAGAGAGGUAUAACAUUCCAGCCCCUCAAUCGAGAAAUGUUAGUAAGAACCAGCCACAGCUUAAUAGACAGAAGACCAAGGAUCAGAAUUCCCAGAUGAAGAUUGUUCAUAAGAAAAAAGAAAGGGGACAUACUUACACCUCACCAGCAGCUGCACGGCAGGCCAUGCAAAACGGGGGGAAGAACAAAAGUUUCCCAAAUAAUCAAAACUGGAACUCUAGCUUAUCAAGCCCUAGCUUGCUUUUUAAGUCUCAAACUAAUCAGAACUAUGCUGGAGCCAAGUUUAGUGAGCCGCCAUCGCCAAGUGUUCUUCCUAAACCACCCAGCCACUGGGUUCCAGUUUCCUUUAAUCCUUCUGAUAAGGAAAUCAUGACAUUUCAACUUAAAACCUUACUUAAAGUGCAGGUAUAAGAUAAAAUACUGUUUAGUUAUAUUUGAGGGUAGUUGUCAAUCGUUUCAGACCAAAUUCACUAGGGAAUUAAUCGAUUUGUGUAAAAUUGCUAAUUAACAGAAAAUCUAAUUAGCCCUCCCCUUGUUUUAGAUGUUGUGCGCACUGUCAUGUAAUGGUCGUUAUCGGUGCAACUUAAAAUAAUGGAAUUAUUCAUUAUAGUACUUGAUACUGUUCUCAGUUGAGGAACUUAAGUGGUUUUAAGUUUAGAUUUGGGGAAUGGUAAUCAACUUUUCCUAUUGUUUGUUGGGCGAAGAUACUAAUUUAAGAUUAUCAUUUGUGGAUCAGUAGAUUGACCUGUUGAAAGCUAGUGAAUCUGAUUAUAAACCUCUAGUUAACACACACAGGGACUGAAUAGUUGAAUGUUUGAAAGUUUCAAGUCCUAGAAAGACCCAGACCAGUAAUAUGCCAACAACCUGAUGCACUGCCAAAAAGAAAAUGUGAAUUUUUCUUCGACAAUGGUUGGAUUGAGUAAACCGUGAAUGUACAAAGGGCACUAAGCAGCUACCGAACUGAGGAGGAGGCCGAAUACCCCGAGGGCCGGAUCCUUCCUGCAGUGGCUAAGCGUCUGCCAAUGAACGCACCCAAACCAGUUUAUAGAAACAGUAUUUGGUGGUCACUGAGUAGCUUUCAAAAUACAUUUUUGUAUUCUAGCACUGCAUAAGCUAUUCUGACAGUGAUCUGGUCUCAAAAAUCAUCCCUGCAAAACUUACGUGGGGAACUAUAUAAUGUGAAAGUUUUAAGUACCUAGGAAAGAGCCAUGUAAAUAUAUGUAAUAAACUUGUAGCAUAUGUAAAAUUUUGUUGGCAUUUAUCCUAUAAAAAAUAGAAUAUUUUAGUAUGAAUUUGCUGAAUAUAAGACCAUGACUCUUGUUUUUUAUGCUAUGGCCUGAUUUUAAAGGUCCAAAACAAUGUGUUUUUUUAAAGUUUGCCCUUGUGCUGAAGUGCCAGUGUAUGUAUCAUUGAUCUGGCGGUAAACUAGAUUUCAAAGUAAAUCCUGGUGUAAGAAGUUUUAUAUAACUGUAAAGGUUUUAAAGCUGCUAAAACACUUCCUAUUUUUAAGAGAUGUGAAAUGCAGUAUAGGACUAUUUUUAAUUUUUCCUCAAUCCCAAAGAUUCACUAUUAAAAGGUCCCUCCAGUCUUACA
Molecule: messenger RNA, 2013 nt
Organism: Suricata suricatta (meerkat)
Lineage: Eukaryota; Metazoa; Chordata; Mammalia; Carnivora; Herpestidae
Gene: PNRC2
Product: proline rich nuclear receptor coactivator 2
Exons: 3
Coding region: 412-831 (139 amino acids)
Biological process (GO): nuclear-transcribed mRNA catabolic process, nonsense-mediated decay
Cellular component (GO): P-body; nucleus
Source: RefSeq, a predicted model, not a curated record